Molecule: messenger RNA, 1264 nt
Organism: Cercocebus atys (sooty mangabey)
Lineage: Eukaryota; Metazoa; Chordata; Mammalia; Primates; Cercopithecidae
Exons: 6
Coding region: 1-837 (278 amino acids)
Source: RefSeq, a predicted model, not a curated record
AUGGGAGUGUUCACCAUGCAAGGGCAGCCCACGGCACAGAGCCUGCCUGCUGGUCUCUACGCACAGGGGAUCCCCUGCUGCUCCAGCGUCAGAUUUGGGACGCCCCCCUUGCCCCAACCAGAGGGCAUCAGCGACACCUCAGCCCAGGGCACCUGUCCUGGUGCUGCGCUGGCUGUGUUGUGGAUCUGCCUCUCCAGGGCUGGCCUUGUAGACCCUGACCCAGGGAGCAGCUGGGCUGGCCCCACGUACAACCAGCAGCAGGCAAGGGAUUUGGGGGAACAAGUCAAGUUGCACAAGCUAAUCCCUGAAAGUGCCAGUCUGCAGGGCAACCCCGAGGUCCUCGUGCGGGUGACCAGCUGCGGCACGGCCAGCUCGGCCCAGGGAGGGAGGGGCUGGGCCGCCCCUCAGGUGUCUCGCGAGGGCGCUUGGCUGCUCCAGCAGAGGGUCUGCAUACCGUGGUCACCCUGGGCCCCCUGCUGCUGUCCGGUCCACAUCUUUAAAGGUCUCUCUGUGCUUUUCCUAAGAAGGGGACCACAACACACUCGACAGUAUCCACCGGUCGUGCCCAAGACAGGAGGAAGGGAGGCGCCCCCAAACUCCCAGGCCGCCUGCAGCACCCUCUCUGCGCCCCUCUCCGCCUCUGGGGAGCAUCCUGCCACCGCCCCCCCCCAACCCCCACGCCAGCCCGCACCUUCUCACUCUUGGCCAGGCGCUCUGGAGACGUCUGAGAGCCACGGUUUUCCUGAAGAGUCAGGAUUGGAAGGUUGGAAGGCGAUGAGGGCAUCAGGUUUUUUCUUCCCUUUUCUCCUAGCAAUUACGCCCCCGUGGCUAAAUUAAAUUCCCAUCGGCUAAAUUAGGCCCAAAGGGAGAGGCACCUGCUGCUAAGCUGUGUAUGUUGUCCCCCUAGGACUUCCAUCCAUUGCUGAGCUCCUGACGACAGCAGACGACAGGCCGCACCCUGAUCCCACCUGCUUUACAGGUGCUGUCACACAGGUACACCUUCUUGUGGAUCAUCAGUCACCAUUUGCCCCUGGCAACAACCCUGUCUUGGAGGAAGGUCCUUGGCGACACCCGCCCCUCCCCACCCUUAAGGCUCCCUUGCUCCUUCAUUCAACCAUUGUUUACAUUUCGUUCAGGACUGCUGACUAACACUUUCAAGCACAGCGGACCCUUAAACAACGCAGGUUCAAACUGUGCGGGUCCACCCACAGGGAGGUUUUUCUUUCUUUUUUUUUUUUUUGAGACGGAGUCUCCCUCUGCCCAG